Drosophila subobscura is the source of this 2715-nucleotide messenger RNA. RefSeq names its product elongation factor 1-alpha 2 (gene eEF1alpha2). Gene Ontology annotation, molecular function: GTPase activity; translation elongation factor activity; GTP binding. The record is from RefSeq and is a predicted model, not a curated record. Bases 137 to 1525 code for a protein of 462 amino acids. Gene Ontology annotation, biological process: translational elongation; translation. NCBI's taxonomy places the organism in Eukaryota, Metazoa, Arthropoda, Insecta, Diptera, Drosophilidae. The transcript has 4 exons.
AGCAGCCAGUGGAUUUGUCAACAGUUCUGACCGCAAAGCAGCGCCCAGCGAUAAUCGUCAUAAAUAAAUAGAGAAAGAAGCAGCCGCAUCGCCGCAUCGUUGAUUUGCAUUCAUCUGGAGUAAAGAGCACGCGAAGAUGGGCAAGGAGAAGAUCCAUAUUAACAUUGUGGUGAUUGGACACGUCGAUUCGGGCAAGUCCACCACCACGGGACAUUUGAUUUACAAAUGCGGCGGCAUUGACAAGCGCACGAUUGAGAAGUUCGAGAAGGAGGCCCAGGAGAUGGGCAAGGGCUCGUUCAAGUACGCCUGGGUGCUGGACAAGCUGAAGGCGGAGCGCGAGCGCGGCAUCACCAUCGACAUUGCUCUGUGGAAGUUCGAGACGGCCAAGUAUUAUGUGACCAUCAUCGAUGCGCCCGGCCACAGAGAUUUCAUCAAGAACAUGAUCACCGGCACCUCGCAGGCCGACUGCGCUGUCCUGAUCGUGGCCGCGGGCACGGGCGAAUUCGAGGCCGGCAUCUCGAAGAACGGCCAGACCCGCGAGCACGCCCUCCUCGCCUUCACGCUGGGCGUCAAGCAGCUCAUUGUGGGCGUCAACAAGAUGGACUCCACCGAGCCGCCCUACAGCGAGGCGCGCUAUGAGGAAAUCAAGAAGGAGGUGUCCUCGUACAUCAAGAAGAUCGGCUACAAUCCGGCCUCGGUGGCAUUCGUCCCAAUUUCGGGCUGGCACGGCGACAACAUGCUGGAGCCCUCCGAGAAGAUGCCCUGGUUCAAGGGCUGGACCGUGGAGCGCAAGGAGGGCAAGGGCGAGGGCAAGUGCCUGAUUGACGCGCUGGACGCGAUCUUGCCGCCACAGCGUCCCACCGACAAGCCCCUGCGCCUGCCCCUGCAGGAUGUCUACAAGAUUGGCGGCAUUGGCACCGUACCCGUGGGUCGUGUGGAGACGGGCCUCCUGAAGCCAGGAAUGGUCGUUAACUUUGCGCCAGUUAAUUUGGUCACCGAGGUAAAGUCCGUGGAGAUGCAUCACGAGGCGCUCACCGAAGCCAUGCCGGGCGACAAUGUGGGCUUCAAUGUGAAGAACGUUUCGGUGAAGGAGCUGCGACGUGGCUAUGUGGCUGGCGACUCCAAGAACAAUCCACCCCGUGGAGCUGCUGACUUUACCGCUCAGGUAAUUGUGCUCAACCAUCCUGGGCAGAUAGCCAAUGGAUAUACUCCCGUUUUGGAUUGCCACACGGCUCAUAUUGCGUGCAAGUUUGCGGAGAUCAAGGAGAAGUGCGAUCGUCGUACGGGCAAGACAACGGAGACCGAGCCGAAGGCCAUCAAGUCGGGUGAUGCGGCAAUCAUUGUGCUGGUGCCCAGCAAGCCGCUGUGCGUUGAGAGCUUCCAGGAGUUUCCGCCGCUGGGGCGCUUCGCCGUGCGCGACAUGCGCCAAACGGUCGCCGUUGGCGUUAUCAAGUCCGUCAACUUUAAAGAAACGACCUCGGGCAAAGUCACAAAAGCCGCUGAGAAGGCACAGAAGAAGAAAUAACUAGGGUGCCAGCAGACCUACAACAUAAGCGAGAGCAGCAACAGCAACAGCAACAACAGCAUCACUCAAGAAUCCCAGCAGCAAACGGCUAGAGCAACAGCAACAGCAACAGCAACAACACAUCUCAAAAACUUAAUAAUAUCUAAUCGACGAUCAAAACCAGAAACAGUGGCAACCGCGGGAGAAGAAGAACAAGUAGAAACAUCAAUUACCAAUACUAACUGCUGCAUGCAAAUAUUAUAUGAAAUCGAACAAAUACUACAAUUAAUAAUAAUCACACACACAAUUAGCGUGGAGCCUGCUAGCAGGAGCAACAGCAGAGUCGAUGGCAUCCUUCUGCCCACCCAGCGCGAUGGUGGCAAGUCGGACGAGUAUCCAGCAUCCUUUCCGUUCGCCCAGUCGCUUGUCGCACUCAACGUUGCCAUCUACUGCAUCUAUCUGAAUUUGUAUCGCCAUCGCAAGUCCUUUCGCAGGAAACCUUUCGCAGUAGCAGUAGCGGGAGCAGGAGCAGAAGCAGAAGCGGAGGGAGCCAACCAAUAUGCCACUGUAGCUUGCUGCUAGCCUCAUCGAUAUACGCUCAUCCAUCAUUACUAAUAAUACAAAUUUUAUUAAACAUCCGCAUCGACAUCUCAUCAUCUGCCAUUAAAUGAAUAUCCUAUCAGCCCAUCAUGGCCCCCCACCCCCAUCGUGUCACCAAAUGGAUUUUAAACACUUUUUAUACUUUUGAUAAGUCAAGUCGGAGGCAUUCGAUUUAAAAUCUAUUACACACUGUAAUUUCAGAGUUUAGUUUUAAACCAUGGCCCCAUCCCCAGCCCUGUCCCCUUCUCUUUAAAUGCUUCAUUGAAACAACAACCAAAAAGACUACAUUCGUAAUGAAUUCAAAAUUUUCUCUUGAAACCAAAAGACAAAUGCUUAAGAAGUAUUACAAAAAAAUAUUAUAACACACAAACAUAAUCAUGCGGUUUUUGACAAAACAUUCUAAAUGUUCGUUCGAGCCUCAUUUGCAUUUGCAUACUACACACAAUAUAUACGUUAAUCGCAGCUCAUUGCCCCCCAUAACCAUUCUCUGAAUUUAUACACAUCUAAUUGUAGCCAAAACACCAAACAAAAUUCAUGGAUACUGAACACAUGUUGCUUGAUAAAAAGAUCUUUUAAAUGAUGAGAAAAAUAAAGGAAGCUUAACCGUAAAA